AUGACCUCUUACAGCAAAGCACACAAGAAUCCUCAAGGACCCGGCGAUGCUCGUCCCACGGCUCAGCAGAUCAUUGAGGACAACAACCUCACCGGCCACCUUUCUGGCAAAGUCGCUCUCAUCACUGGGGUCUCCUCAGGCAUCGGCAUUGAGUCCGCUAGAGCCCUCAAGUCGACUGGCAUGCAUGUCUUCGGAGCAGUUCGAAAUUUAGAGAAGGCUCGGGCUGCCCUGAAAGAUGAUUUAGAGCCUGGACAUCUCGAGCUUCUUGAAUUAGACAUGAACUCCCUUGCAAGCGUUAGAGCCUGUGCAAAGGAGUUCCUGUCAAAAUCCAACCGACUCAAUGUACUAGUCACCAACGCCGGCAUCAUGAUGACACCGGAGGGCAAAACUGCAGACAGCUUUGAACUACAAUUCGGCACCAACCACCUCGCGCACUUCCUGCUCUUUAAGCUGCUAAACCCCACGCUCCUGGCUUCCGCGACUCGUGAAUUCGGCUCCCGCGUCAUAUGUCUAUCUUCCGUCGGCCAUCGCGGCGGUGCAUUUGACUUCUCCGACGCAGAUGAUAUCAACUUUGUCAACAAGCCCUACGAUCCCGUCGCCGCUUAUGCACAGUCUAAGCUUGCAGCUGUGUACAUGGUAAACGAGAUCGAGCGGCGCUUCAGCAGCCAGCACCUCCACGCUUUCAGCGUGAUGCCAGGUGGUAUCUGGACAGGCCUACAAGCUUCGUUGCCCGAAGCCGUAGUGUCGACGUGGCAGAGCGACGCGGAGUUUCAGAAGGCAUUCAAAAGUACCGAGCAAGGCGCUGCAACGACGGUCUGGGGCGCGGUCGCAAAGGAACUGGAGGGCAAGGGUGGAAUGUAUCUCGAAAACUGCGCGGUUGCUGGGCCUGCACCUGCCCCAACGGGGGAUCCUACUGUGGAUAUGGGUGCUGCGGGGUAUGCAGCUUGGGCGUUUGACGAGGCCAAAGAGGGAGCUCUGUGGAAGAUGAGCUGUAACAUGGUCGGUAUCGACGAGGUCUGA
This is a messenger RNA of Ascochyta rabiei, 1020 nucleotides long. RefSeq lists its product as uncharacterized. Lineage: Eukaryota; Fungi; Ascomycota; Dothideomycetes; Pleosporales; Didymellaceae. The transcript has a single exon. Bases 1 to 1020 code for a protein of 339 amino acids. The record is from RefSeq and is a predicted model, not a curated record.